Molecule: messenger RNA, 1700 nt
Organism: Molossus molossus (Pallas's mastiff bat)
Lineage: Eukaryota; Metazoa; Chordata; Mammalia; Chiroptera; Molossidae
Gene: APOL6
Product: apolipoprotein L6
Exons: 5
Coding region: 167-1054 (295 amino acids)
Biological process (GO): lipoprotein metabolic process; lipid transport
Cellular component (GO): membrane; extracellular region
Molecular function (GO): lipid binding
Source: RefSeq, a predicted model, not a curated record
GCCCGGCAGCCCCGACGGGCCGACGCUCACAGGGCCCUGCUGGACCUGGAGGCCCCGAGCAGUGAGGACAGACGGCAAGGAUGUGAGUCCGGCUCCACUCGGGACCUGAGGCCACAAAAGUCCUUUGACUCCUGGGGGCGACACCUUUAAUUCUCCCGUGGACAAAAUGAGCAUGGAUUUGGAGGUACUCAAGCUGCUGGCUGCCCAGUCAGGAGAUGACGAUGACAUUCUUCUGGGUGAAGAUGUGGAGCAACAAGAUAUAGAUCUGUCCAUUGACAAAGAAAUAUUUUUGAAAGAGUUUCCUAGCUAUAAACGGGAACUAGAAGUGGCCAUCAAAAAGCAUCGUGACCUUGCAGAUGACCUCGACAAAACCAAAAAAAAUUUCACCAAGGCCAGCCUGGUGACCAGCUCCAUUGCCGUCACCUCCGGAGCAAUGACCAUCCUGGGUUUAGCCCUCGCUCCAGCAACAGCAGGAGGAAGCCUGAUACUUUCUGCUGCUGGUAAAGGUUUGGGGACACUAGCUGGGGCCAGCGUCAUCCUGAGCAACAUUUUGGAAUGCGCUCACAAUAAAAAAGCCCAAGCUAAGGUCGGCAGCCAAGGGCCUACCCUUGACCAAAAGGUCAAGGACAACGUAGAAAAGGCAUCCUGUGUCCUGACCACCGCCGGGAAGACGGCCCUUGCUUGUACAAGAGCCGUGAAAGACAUCAAGAAUGACAUCCGCGCCUUUAAGAUAGCCAGAGCCCACCCGCGCCUGGCCGCUGCCGCCACGCGCCUCCUGACCACUGGCCCAGUCUCCGCCCGCAGGAGCAGGCAGGUGCAAAAGGUGUUUGGCGGUACAAGCCUAGCGAUGCGGAGCAGUACUCGCUUGGUAAGCGGUGUGAUGUCUGGCUUGUUCCUCGGCCUGGACUUGAAGAGCCUCCAGAAUGACUAUAAGCAACUGAAGGAGGGCGUCAGGUCGGAGUAUGCAGAGGAGCUGAGGGCCAAGGCUGACGAGCUGGAGAGAAUCCUGACGGAACUCACCCAGCUCUACGAGAGGCUGCAGCAGGAAAAAUGAUCCUUGGAUACUCUGCCUCAGCCAGGCAUGGGGAAGCAGGACCCCAGGCGACAGCAGCCGCUGGGCAAGAUCCUCCUUUGUUUGCCCACAAAAGGAUGUCACUGGAACCUGCUGGACCAGAUUCCAUUAGGAAAGAGAGGGGCCCUGUUGUCCCCAAGACCCAAAGCUCCUCAGGAAUUUCCUGGCUUCUCAAUUCACCUGCCUUCAACGUGUGUUUGGCUUUUCUGGUUUUAGCUGCUCUCUUGAAAGUGAUGAAUUGGUAUUAAAUACAGUUUGUUUGUUUUUUAAUUCCGGAAACUAAAAUCUAGGGGGAAGAAAUAAUGUACCAAUCAAGGGUGUCGACGGUUGGUAGUUUAGUGUAGAAUUUUCGGGGACUGGGUGCUAAGGACUUGGACUGCCUGCGGGGGGCGCCCUCGCGGCUGUGAUACAACGUGCUUCUGCAGCCCGUGUUUCCUCUCCUGAAUGCCCUCACAUGUCCGCAGAUCUACUACCUUUCCUUCCUGUUUUCACUUAGCAGGAUUUCCUCCUAUUCGGCGUUCCACUUUGUUCUUGUGAACAUUGUUUUUUAGGUUGUGAAAUAUUCUCUUGACUGUACAUACAAUCUUUUAAUUAGACAUAUAUGAGCCAUCACUUCAUUAAAACCUAC